AACUUGUUUUUAUUUUUCUUUCUCCUCCUCAUAGCGAGCGAGCGGGAUCAGUUAGAUGAAGAUGACUGCGAUUUUCAGAGAAUCUUAAUUACUGGGAGAGAGUGCCAGCUUCGAUUUAGGUUUCUGAAUUUUGUUCUUUAAGCACACUAGAGAGAAUUAGUCGCUUUUGGGAUUUUGCGUUGGGAGUUUUGAGGGAUUUGAUUGAUUUCGUUUCUAGGGUUUGGUACUUUGGUUACUGAAUCAAGGGUUUUUAUUUUUUUUGUAUAUAUCGGAGUUGAUUGGUUUAGGGUUUUCAGUUUGGGAGGAGUGGAGAAAGCUUGGGGGUGGUACGGGUGAUGUGAGAGGAAGCGGGUUUCGGUCGGUUUCUAGGGUUUCAAUGGGGAGCACGGGUGAGGCUGACCGGAAACGGCGUCACGUUAACCCCAUAUCCCCGACGGCUGCUAGUGCCAAGAAGCAACACUUCUUGUCCAUUUCCGAGGACAAAAAGCUUGAUAUUGCCGUUCUUCAGUAUCAAAAUCAAAAGCUAAUACAGAAGUUAGAGGCACAGAAGAUUGAGUAUUUGUCUCUUGAGAAUAAGUUCUCCCAACUUGAGGAGAAACACCAGCCAUAUGAUUCCACAUUACACGUUGUCAAUAAGUCUUGGGAAGAGCUUGCUCGUGACUUGGAAUCGUGUUCGAUUCAUACAAGAGAAACAAGCUGCAAGCAUGAUGUUGAUUACAUGUCUAUUGUCGAGGAUGAAUCUGAAUCUACUUUUCAUGAGGCUUUUCUUAGUCGUCUUACGGAAACUGGUGCAACAGAAAGUUCAUCUUCAUGUGACCUUCCUAAACAGAUGGAAGCUGUUCAACAGAGAGCCUCUGAACAGACUAAGAAGAUCUUAAGUAAUAUAGUUGCUGCUGUUGACAAUCUGUGGUAUUUAAAAGAUGGAAUACAUACUGUAGUCUUGAAAAAACUUUCAGAAUAUGGAUCUUGCAGGCAAAGGACACCAAGUGAAUUACAUAGAGAAGUUAAGAACUUGAGGGUGACAUUUACUGACCUGUUUUUGAAGCAUAAAUCACUUUCAAAGAAACUGCAGAGCCAUCGAGAUAUUGAUGCAAAGAAUAAAGCCGAGCUUAGAAUAUUAAGAGGGGAGUUACAAAAUAGAGUUGCUGAACUAGAAGAGAGUAAUUGCAAACUAGCGAUUCUCAAAGCUCGGAGAGAUGCCACAAAAGUGGCAGGCUUUCCUGUCUUAAAUUUAGGGAGCAAGCAUGUUAGUAGUGACAAAGUCAGAGAUAAAGUAAAAGAUAUACAAGAUAUGGAGACUGCUCUUGAAGAAUUAAUGGAUCAAGCUUCUUGCCGGCUUAAAGAAAUAAAAGGUCUUCAUGAAGAGAGAGUACAUAUAUUGCAGCAGUUAUCUAAUUUGCAGAGCAAAUUGAAGAAUGUAGCAUGUAUUUCCUCUUCCCAAGCCUACCUCUUAGUGAGAGAUCAAAUUGAAAAAUCAAAAUCUGAAGUUAUUGACUAUAAGGCUUCGUAUGAGAAACUUCAGGCUGAGAAGGAUAUUCUUGUCUUAAAGGAAAGGGAACUCAGUGUUAAAAGUGAUGUCAUUGAUUUCCUUCGAAGAUCUGCUGCAAUUGAGAAUUCAAAGAUUUCAGAUCUUAGGAUAGAAAUACAGAAGCAGAACGAUGAGAGAAAGAUGAUUGAAACAAAGGUGGAAGAUGCUUCAAGAGAACCUGGAAGAAAAGAAAUCAUUGCAGAAUUUAAAGCCUUGGUGUCUUCCUUUCCCAUGGAAAUGGAAAACAUGCAAGACCAAUUGCGAAAACAUAAAGAAACUGCUUCAGAUGUUCAUUCUUUGCGGGCUGAUGUGCAAUCUCUUUCUAACAUUCUUGAUAGGAAGGUGAAAGAGUGUGAAACUCUAUUCGUCAGAUUCACUGGUCAGGCUGCUGAGAUACAGAAAUUGCAAACCGUGGUUCAUGACUUAAAGGAGAGCACUUCUGAGUUAAAGCUGUUUUUGGAAAUGUUUAGACGCGAGUCCACUGAUUCCAGGGACGUUCUUGAAGCUAGGGAUUUAGAAUACAAGGCCUGGGCUUAUGUUCAUAGCUUAAAGUCUUCUCUAGAUGAGCACAAGUUGGAAUUACGCGUUAAAACUGCAAAUGAAGCUGAGGCCAUAUCUCAGCAAAAACUAGCUGCUGCGGAAGCUGAGAUUGCAGAUAUGAGGCAGAAGUUGGAAGCUUCCAAAAGGAAUAUGCUGGAGCUCGCUGAUGUAUUGAAAUCCAAAAAUGAAGAGAAUGAGGCUUACUUGUCUGAAAUCGAGACUAUUGGACAAGCAUAUGAUGAUAUGCAGACUCAAAACCAACAUCUAAUACAACAAAUAACCGAAAGAGAUGAUUAUAACAUAAAGCUUGUUUUGGAGGGUCUGAGGGCAAGACAACUGCAGGAUGAGUUAUUAAUGGGCAAAAGAACAUUGGAGAGGGAGAUUCAGCAAGCUAAUUCAUCCCUUAAUUUUUAUGACAUGAAAGCUGCAAGAAUUGAAGAUCAGUUGAAGACUUGCUCAGAUCAGAUUCAGAAGCUUGUAGAAGACAAGUUUCAAAGUUCUGCCAUGUUGGAUACUACCCAAAAGAAAUUACUAGAUGUCAAAAGAUCAUCAGAGCAAACCCGGGGAUCACUGGAUGAAUCACAAUCUAAGAUUUAUAAAAGUCGAGCGGUUCUGUUGGAGCUACAGAUAGAACUGGAGAAAGAAAGGUUUGAAAAGAGAAGAAUUGAGGAAGAGCUGGAAGUUUUGAGGAGAAAGGCCUCAAGACUACAAGCCCAGACUGAAGGCUCAUCGAUUAUAGAAAAGCUUCAACAGGAACUAGGUGAAUAUCGGGAGAUACUAAAGUGCAGCAUCUGCCUUGAUAGGACAAAACAGGUUGUAAUUACUAAAUGCUAUCAUUUAUUCUGCAAUCCUUGCGUGCAACAUAUUAUUGAAACUCGACAACGCAAGUGUCCAACAUGUUCCACUUCAUUUGGUCCUAAUGAUGUCAAAUCUGUAUACAUCUGAGAGGCAACCAAGGAGAAGUUUGUUCUCUGGUGCUUCUUAAUGAGACCAACAUCUUACCAUACGCCUUUAGCUGCAUAUGAUCCCAGACUUGACCGAUGAGUGUGGACAGGUUCAUAUGUUUUGUAGAGCAGUGUAGAGGAACUAUAAGCUGGCUGUUUGGUCCUUUUUGCUUUCAUUAUCCCUUGUCACUGGGGCAGGUCUUUAGGUUGUUGAUUUUACCAAUUUCUUUGUUGUAAUUAUAGUUUUUUUUAAAUUUUUUUUCUCCCCCUAGUAACUGCUACGAGCAACUGGAAUCUCUAAUCUAUGAUUUGCAGAUUGAUUGGAUUCCAUCCAAUAGCUAGCUGGAUGUUGCGUCUCGUCACAAGUGAAUUGAAUCUGGUAAUGAUAAGCCUAAAGUUGUCAUAUCGUGAAUGAAUGUCAGUAGCUAAUUUUCA
Molecule: messenger RNA, 3447 nt
Organism: Humulus lupulus (European hop)
Lineage: Eukaryota; Viridiplantae; Streptophyta; Magnoliopsida; Rosales; Cannabaceae
Product: E3 ubiquitin-protein ligase BRE1-like 1
Exons: 19
Coding region: 377-3013 (878 amino acids)
Cellular component (GO): nucleus; HULC complex
Molecular function (GO): metal ion binding; ubiquitin protein ligase activity
Source: RefSeq, a predicted model, not a curated record